AAAUGCAUUUAACAAAAAAAAAAAAAACUUAUAAAAGGCUUCGUCGAAAUCAUCAUCAUCAUUAAAAUUAAAAAGAAUUAAAUACAAAAAACAAAAACUAGCUUCUAAAAUUAUUUAUACAAAAAAGAGUUGUCGUUGUUGUUGUUGUUGUUACUGUUGUUGUUGCUGUUGUUGCUGUCAAGUUUGUUUUGUUUAUUGUUAAAAGAAAAAUAAUAAUAAUAAUAAUAAAACUGGUUGUGUUGUGUGUGGAGAAAAAAAAAAUCAAGUUUUUUUGUGUGUACAUAAGUGUUUGCCAACAAUAAAUAAUAUUUAAUUUAAAGACAAUUUUUAUUGUAUCUCCAAGUAGACAAUAUAUAUAUUGUAAUUGAUAUUUUUAUUUUUUUUUUAUUAUCAAGAUAUAUAGUGUCAUAGUGAUAAACAUAUAUAUACUCAAAUACUCGAAUAUAUAUUUAUUAAAAAGUUUUUCUUUGUUCUGAGUUUCUCGCGCAUUUGCAUUUGUGCCAGUGGCGCAUAUUGCUUUGUGCUCUCUCGACAACAACACUUUAUUUCGUCUUUCAUUAAAUUUUUUUACUCUAUAAAAUUUAAUAAACAAUCAAAAUAAAUAGAUAAAUAUAUUCAACAACAAAAAUCCAUCAUCAUCAUUGUAUUAUAUACCCUGGAAAAGUGGAGUGAAAAAGAGGAUCAAAAUUGAUACAUGACGUGCAGAUUAACGGGGGCCGUCCUCUCGAGCAAGCCAAAACGUGGAGUACGGCCCCGUAAAACUUGACGAUAUAUUAAAUUAAUAAAUUAGCUAAAAAAUCCAUGUGGAACUGGUUAAUCUCCUUCAUCAUCAUCAUCAUCAUCAACUGGAAUAAAUAAAUCAAGACUUUAUAUUGAUAUAUCAAGUUGAAAUAAUAUUAUUUGAUACUUGGCAUCAUCAUAAUCAUCAUGCUGUACAUAUUUUAUGUCGACACUGGUGCAACAAUUACUUUCAACAUUGGUCUCGCCCUCCAAAGUGUUGCCGAGUUGAAGGAAGCAAUUGAACGAGAAUGUGGCGUACUUGCAGAACAUCAAGUAUUACUUAUGAGUGGCGGGGAAAGUUUGGAAUCAAAUGCACGUGUUUGCUCGUACUCAGCUGGAACUGACACUAAUCCAAUUUAUUUAUUUAAUCAAGGAGCAAUAGAGAGUCAGGUUCCUCCUAUUCCUCAUACUGAUUACAGCACAGAUGUUGAUUUGGCUGAUCAAAUUAAUGCCUCAUUGGCAAUGUCAGCGACAUAUGCAACCUUGGUAUCACGGGCCCAACUUGCUCAGCAAUGUUAUAAUAUUGCCAAAGAACAAACAAGAACUUGUGAACAUUUGGUACAUGAUCAACAUCUUCAACAGCAAGGUUGGGCAGCAGUUGUUGCUAAUCUUGAGGAUAUUACACAAAUGUUUCAAACAAGAGCUGAUUUAUUACAACAAAAUGUUGCACAUUAUUUAACUGAACGUGAACAACAUAUGCAAUUGUUAAAUAAUUUUAAUAAUGAUCUUCAAACAUUAUCAAAAAUACCAAUAUUACCAGCAUUAAGAGCACAAGCUGAUGGUUUAAUUAGUCCAGAUGAUAAUGAACAUUAUGAAUUACAACAAAAUGAAACAUUAUUAUCAUCAUCACAACAACAACAACAACAACCAAAUGACAAUCAAGUAUUGAGUUUACUUAGAUGGAUAUCAGCUAAAGAUAACCAGAGUAGUCUUGAAUUAAUAUUUGAUCAAUGUUCACGUGGUUUAGAACAAUUUGAUGAACGUAUGAUGGAAUCAUUAAAAAAUGAAGUUAAUUUAGCAAUUGAUGCAUCAGAUAGACCAGAAUUAAAAGAAAUAAAAGGUUUAGGUGAACGUUUAUUUGGUUUAGAACAAUUAAUGAGUCAAGCUAAAAGAUUAGUACAAGAUCAAGGUGAAUUGGCCCAAGGUUUUUCACAAAAUCAAACACGUGCUAAUAAUUUAGGUGAUCCAAGUGUAUUACCAGAUUUAUGUGCAUCACAUCGUAAACAAUUAAUUGUCAUGUUGGGUAAUCAUAAUCAAUUACGUGAUAUAAGACGUCGUUGUACACGUGCUAAAGAAGAAUUAUCAGAAAAUAUAUAUCAUCGUUUAAAAUGGAUAAUGUUUGUUGAAAAAAAAAUAUGGGAAGUUGAUGGUAAAUUAGUUAUGUAUCAUGAAAAUUUAAAACGUUUAAGAAGACAUUUAGAAAUACUUGAACAAAUACAUUUAGCACCACAAAUGUAUAUUGAUGCUGUUGCUGAAGUUGUUAGAAGAAGAACAUUUUCAAAUGCAUUUUUAUUAUGGGCAAGUAAUCUUGCUUGUCAAUUGAUGACUGUACAUAAUGAUGAAGUACAAUUACGUCGUAAUUUUCAAGCUAAAUUUGAUGGCCAUUUUUUAAAUAUAUUAUUUCCUGGUCUUGAGGAUACACCACCAUCAUUUGCAACACAAGCACCAAAUUUAUUUGACAAUCAAUUGCCAAAAUUAACAUCACAAGAUAUGGAUUCAUUGAAAUGUCAACUUCCUGAUUUUGCUGAAUCCAUGAAUAUUCCAAAUUUAAAUAGUAUAACACAAUUUUUUUUAUCAAAUAGUUUAUCAAAUAGUAAUAAUAAUAAUAAUAACGAUAAUAAUGAAACAACAACAAAUAAUGAUAAAAAACAACAAAAUGAAAAUAAUAAUAAUGCGACAACAACAACAACAACAAUUGAUGAUGUAUCUAAUAUUGUUGAUCAAUCAUCAACAUCAAUGACUACUGAUCAAAGAAUGAUUGAUGAUGGUACUUUUAUUCAUCAAGAUCAAAUGGACAAUUUAUCAAAAACAAAAGAAUUGGAGGUUGGUUCGGACAAUGUGUUAUUAUCUUCAUCCCCAAAUAAAAAAAUACAAUUAACAACAUCAAAUAAUAAUAAUAAUACUCCUCAAUUUCCAUCAUCACAACAAUUAAAUAAUAAUAAUAAUAAUAAUUCAAUCAUUUUAUCCCACCAAAAUCAUUCAUCUAUCAAGUGCGACGGCCAGCUUGUAUCAAAACAAAAAUCUACUGUUAUCAUUGAUAGUAGUAGUGAUGAUAGUAGUCCAUUUAGUGAUGCACCAGCCUCUGGUGAUUUUAUACCAACUGAAUUUUAUAUGGAUGAAUCAUUACCAAGUAGUCUCAGUGAGCAUCACAACAACGAUACUCAGCAUCAGGCUUUUCUUAAUCUUCUUCAGGAAAAUCUUGGAAAUGCACGAGCUGAAGUACAACGUCUUCGUACAAUAUUACAAACAAUGAAAACAACAACAAGUGAAACAAUGAUGACAUUUAGAAAUGAAUUAUUAAAUUUACGUGAAAAAAUAAAUGAUGAUAAAAAUAAUAGUAUUAAUGAUGUUACUGAAAGAAUAAAUCAAGCAUUAACAUUACAUUCACAAGAAUCUGAACGUAUAUUACAUGAACGUCAACAUGAAAUGACUGUUGAUCAUGAAUUUGAAUUAUCAGAUAUUAAAAAAUUAUUAAAUGCACGUGAUGAAGAAAUUGAUAAUUUAAAACAAACAAUGAUUGACAAAGAAAAUAAUCAAGCUGAGCAUGAACGUUUAAUAAAUACAAUGCGUCAAAAAAUUGAAGCUGAAAAUGAAGAAAUAAUAAAUAUUAAAAAUAUACAAACACAACAACAAUUACAGCUAUCAGAAAAAUUAAAUAUGACAAUUAUUGACAAAGAUAAUGCAAUUGAAAAAGUUAAUAUUCUAACAGAUACUAUUGAACAAUAUAAAUUAAAAAUAAAUCAACUUGAAGAUAAUUUAGAAACAGCAAAACUUGAUCAACAAAAAAUCAUUAAAGAAACAACAGAUAAAUUACAACUUGAAUAUAAAACAGAGCUUGAAACAAUAAGAAGUAGAUUUAAAUUAAUGACUGCAUCAACACUAAUGGAAAGAAGUCCAAGUGAUUCUAGUCUUGAAAAAAUUGAAAGAACAGAUUUAAUUGAGCUUGUUAAUCAUGAAGCAAUUAUUGCACAAUUGAGACAAGAUUUUGAGACUGAAAAAGACAAGGCAAUAAGACAAGCAAUUGAAAAUAAAACACAUGAUAUGCAGCUAAAAAUUAAUCAAUUAGAACGACAAAUUGAAAAUCUCAUGUUACGAGAAAUAACAUUAUUCAAAGAGUGUGAAAAAUAUCGUGAAAAUAUUCAUCAACAUUCAGCUACUGACACAAAUGACGUGUUAUUUAAUAAAAAUAAUAAUAAUAAAAUGGAAAUGAAUGAGAGUAUUGAUGGUUCAACAACAAGAACAAUUGUUAAAACUGAUUGUGGUGUUAGUGGUGCAACAAAAUCUAGCAAAGAUGAUAAUAUUGAAGCAUCUGAAUCAAAAAAAGUUAGACUUGAAUCAUUAUCAUCAACAUCAUCUGAAUCAUUGUCAUUGUUGGGUGGUGGUGGUGGUGGUGGUAAUGCUGAUUGUUUAACAAGACAUUUAGAAAAAUUAGAAAUUGAUAAUAAACGUUUAACAGCUGAAUUACGUGCUGUUAAAGAUUCAAAAAAAAAUAUCAUUGCAAAAAUGGAAGCUCUUGAAUCUGAUAAAGUUUUUUUAGAAAUUGAACUUGUUAAAGAAAGAUCACGUAAUAAUAUUAAUCAACCAGAAAUUAUUGUAUCAAUGGAUUCAUCACGUGAAAAUACUAGAGAAUAUAAAGACAUGAGUUGUUCAGUUGCAGUUGUUUCAGAAACAUCAAGCCAAGAAGCUGGUACUUCAUUAUCAUCUGAUAUUAAUCGACAAGAUCCAUCAACAUUUAAAUAUCAUGAAAAAUUAAUAAAAAGUACAACAAAUAUAUUUCAACAGCUAUCCAUUAGUUUAAAUACUUGCAAUACUGGUGAUUGUGUUAUUGUUCUUUGGGAUACAAAACAUUCAAAUUAUAUUGUUCUUCAAGAAACAAAAACAAUGUAUUUUUUACAUUCUGAUUGUACUGAUACACUUGAUUUACGUCCUAGUCGUGAUGGUUUACCGAAACAAACUUAUGUACUUGGUCAAGUUAUUGAUAAACAAUAUUGCCAUGCAAAAAAGCCUGAAAAUCGUUAUAAAGUUCCUCAAGGCACGAAAUUUUAUCGUGUACGUGUAAGACGACUAGCAAGAGAUUUGGAUUUGACAAUAUCAUCAUCUGAUAGAAGCCAAGAUUUUACGAUAAAUCACCUGAAUCCAAUAAAUUAAACGUAAUGAAUGACGAUGACGAUCAUGAUGUUUAUGAAAGAAAAGGUAAUAAAUUAGCGCUGUGAUUGGAAUCUUGUGUCACACAUACACACACACACACACACACACACACACACACACACACACACAUGUAUACAAUAUCUUAAUUAUUAUUAUUAUUAUUGUUAGACAAUUAUUAAUAAAAUAAAUUAACUCACACUUGUAUAGAAAUAUUUAAUAAUUGUCAAUUUUUUUUAUUAUUAAAAGUCUUGAAAGUAAUUCAUUGAAAAAUAAUAAUAAUAAUAAUGAUAAUUUGUGUGAGCAUUAUAAUUAACAUAAUUAAUUAAUAUGAUAAUUUAAUAAGUCUAGAUUAUUAUUGACAAAUAGGAGAGAUAAUAAAAAGUUUCAAAAAAAUGACAAAAAAUAAAUAUAAAAGUGAAAAAAAAAAAAAAAAAAAAAUUUGUGAUAUAAAUGCUGCGAAUUUUAUGAUAGAAUGAUAAAAAAAAUAAAAAAUGCACUGGCGUUUCGUUGUGAUAAUGUUUGAUUGUAAACAGCUGUGACUGUGGAAUUUUUUUUUUUUUUUUUUUAUAUAAUAAAAAGUAUCUGUGGAUCAUGAUGACAAUGAGAAUGAGUGAGUAAAUUAAUUAAAAAUUGUACCAGUUAAAAAUAUAUAAUAAUUAAUUAUUUUAUUUUAUAUUACUUGUAGAAUUUAAGAAUUAAAAAAAAAUGUACUUUUUGUAUUGCAAUUGUGCAAUUAUUGUCGACGAAAAUAAUUUAAUUUACAAUAAAUUAUUUAAAAAUAAAAAACGAAAUUAUUUCGUGCAAUCUAAACGAAUUGAUAAUAAAUAAUUAUUAUUAUUUCUUUAUCUCACAAACAACCACACAAACACACACGUUAAUAUUUAUAGUGAAUAUUUAUAGUGAAAAAACAAAAGAAAAAAAAAAAAAAACAUAGCUGUGAUUGUUAGACCUAAUGUAACAAUUUUUUCACCCUACUACUUAAAAUUUGAAAAGAUAAAUUAUAUAAAUAUAUAUAUUAACGACAACAACAAUAAAUAUAAAAUAUAGGAUAAUAAUUUAAAAAUAAAGCUCGAUAUUAUAAAUUUUAAAUUGAUAAAUUAAUUUUGUAGUUAUUAAUAUAAAUAAUAGUUAAAAAAAUGUUAUGCAACUGACUGUCACAAAUAAGUCUAUUUGUAUUGCUACUCCUACUUCUACUACUUCUACUACUUCUACUACUUUUACAAUAAUUAUUAUUAUUAUUAAAAAAAAUCAGUUGUAAUGAAUAAAUUACUCAAAAUCUAGCUAAUCAAUUAGUGUAUUGAUAAAUAAUAGCCAACAUAAAUAUUCAUUUUUUUUUUUUUUUGCACCAAAAUAUCUAAAAUUAUUACUACUACUAUGUAUUAUUUGACAAGCAAGAUAUUAAUAAUAAUCAUUAUUAUUGUUGGCUAUAAUUAAUAAUAAUAGGGCUCUGCUAAUAUAUAUAAAUAAUGUUGCGAUAUGAAUCAUGAUAGAUAUACUUAAACUCUACACACCGAUGACUGGAAAAAUUAAUUAUAUCGAACCUCAAUGUUCAACACAAUCAAAAUUUGUAGAUUUUUUUUAUAAAAUUCAUUGAACAUGUGUUCGAUAAAAUAAAUGUGAAAAUUUUUCAAU
This is a messenger RNA of Aphidius gifuensis, 6780 nucleotides long. It is a transcript of the gene Atg17, whose product is annotated as RB1-inducible coiled-coil protein 1. Gene Ontology annotation, molecular function: protein kinase binding; molecular adaptor activity. The transcript has 8 exons. Bases 928 to 5148 code for a protein of 1406 amino acids. NCBI's taxonomy places the organism in Eukaryota, Metazoa, Arthropoda, Insecta, Hymenoptera, Braconidae. Gene Ontology annotation, cellular component: Atg1/ULK1 kinase complex; phagophore assembly site membrane; extrinsic component of membrane. The record is from RefSeq and is a predicted model, not a curated record. Gene Ontology annotation, biological process: positive regulation of protein phosphorylation; glycophagy; autophagy of peroxisome.